AUCCCCAAGCGCCUAAACAAUACGCCGCGGGUCAGGGAGGAAGUAGGUUUCCGCGGUGGCGUUUCCAGCCUGGGGACCCGGCGCGGGCCAGUUAAGCACUCUCCGGGGCCGAGGGGCUCGGGAGACCAGCGGGCAGGGGCCGAGAGCCGCCUGAUUGACAGCCCGAAAUCUGAUCUUGUGAAAGAGACGCGGAGCCAAUGGGAGGCAGCGAUCCAUCAGUUUGGAUUGGAGGCCCCUGGAGGAGAAGUAGAGGAAAAACCACCGAAUUGAGCUCUGUCAGAGGCGCUUUCGGCUUCCAAGGGGGAAGUGCCGGGCAAUAAUUAAUGUUUUUAUUAAAUUUGGAGGGAAUUUUUUGCAGCCGUUCGCCCAGCGUGGCCUUCAGUCCCGUUAGGUGCAAAGCAAGUCUCGUUGAACGCCAUUGCUAGUUUUGCACACGUUUGCGAAUCCGAGCUGCCCGGGGUACACCGACCGCGCAGGGAAACCUCGAGAGUGUAAAUAAAUACAUCGCCUCUUGUUCGGAUUUUUGCUACUACCGAAAAUAUGUAAAUUGUGAACUCUUUUGGCUCUCUUUGGAUCCAGGUUGAUAGAAGUCCAGAUCCCGAGGAAAUCUCCAGCUAAAUGCUCAAAAUAUAAAACACUGAGCUGAGAUUUGCGAAGAGCAGCAGCAUGGAUGGAUUUUAUGACCAGCAAGUGCCUUACAUGGUCACCAAUAGUCAGCGUGGGAGAAAUUGUAACGAGAAACCAACAAAUGUCAGGAAAAGAAAAUUCAUUAACAGAGAUCUGGCUCAUGAUUCAGAAGAACUCUUUCAAGAUCUAAGUCAGUUACAGGAAACAUGGCUUGCAGAAGCUCAGGUACCUGACAAUGAUGAGCAGUUUGUGCCAGACUAUCAGGCUGAAAGUUUGGCUUUUCAUGGCUUACCACUGAAAAUCAAGAAAGAACCCCACAGUCCAUGUUCAGAACUCGGCUCUGCCUGCAGUCAAGAACAGCCCUUUAAAUUCAGCUAUGGAGAAAAGUGCCUGUACAAUGUCAGUGCCUAUGAUCAGAAGCCACAAGUGGGAAUGAGGCCCUCCAACCCCCCCACGCCAUCCAGCACUCCAGUGUCUCCACUCCAUCAUGCCUCUCCAAACUCAACUCAUACUCCAAAACCUGACCGGGCCUUCCCAGCUCCCCUCCCUCCAUCACAGCCCAUUCCAGACAGCAGCUACCCCAUGGACCACAGAUUUCGCCGCCAGCUUUCUGAACCCUGCAAUUCCUUUCCUCCUUUGCCGACAAUGCCAAGGGAAGGACGUCCUAUGUACCAACGCCAGAUGUCUGAGCCAAACAUUCCCUUUCCACCACAAGGUUUUAAGCAGGAGUACCACGACCCAGUGUAUGAGCACAGCACCAUGGUUGGCGGUGCCGUCAGCCAAAGCUUUCCCCCUCCUCUGAUGAUUAAACAGGAACCCAGAGAUUUUGCAUAUGACUCAGAAGUGCCUAGCUGCCACUCCAUUUAUAUGAGGCAAGAAGGCUUCCUGGCUCAUCCCAGCAGAACAGAAGGCUGUAUGUUUGAAAAAGGCCCCAGGCAGUUUUAUGAUGACACCUGUGUUGUCCCAGAAAAAUUCGAUGGGGACAUCAAACAAGAGCCCGGGAUGUAUCGGGAAGGACCAACAUAUCAGCGGCGGGGAUCGCUUCAGCUCUGGCAGUUUUUGGUGGCUCUUCUUGAUGAUCCUUCAAAUUCUCAUUUCAUUGCCUGGACUGGUCGAGGAAUGGAAUUUAAACUGAUUGAGCCUGAAGAGGUGGCCCGGCGUUGGGGCAUUCAGAAAAACAGGCCAGCUAUGAACUAUGAUAAACUUAGCCGUUCACUCCGCUAUUACUAUGAGAAGGGAAUUAUGCAAAAGGUGGCUGGAGAGAGAUACGUCUACAAAUUUGUGUGUGAUCCAGAAGCCCUUUUCUCCAUGGCCUUUCCAGAUAAUCAGCGCCCGCUGCUGAAGACAGACAUGGAACGUCACAUCAACGAAGAGGACACAGUGCCUCUGUCUCACUUUGAUGAGAGCAUGGCCUACAUGCCAGAAGGGGGCUGCUGCAACCCCCAUGCCUACAACGAAGGCUAUGUGUACUAACACAAAGUGACAGUCGAGCAGGGCGUACUCAUGCUUUUUCCUUUUCCUGCAAGAUACAGAGAAUUGCUGAAUUCUCUCCAAUCCUUGUUUUAUUUUUGUUGUUCGUAUUUUAUUUUUAAAAUAAUAAUACACAAAAAGGGGGUUUUCCUGUUGCAUUAUUCUAUGGUCUGCCAUGGACUGCGCACUUUAUUUGAGGGUGGGUGGGAGUGAGCUAAACAUUUAUUCUGUGUAACAGGAAGAUAGUGGGUGAAUGGGCAGAGGGAUUUGGGGAUUACUUUUUACUUAGGCUUGGGAUGGGGUCCUACAGGUUUUAAGUAUGAUGAAGCUAUAUCAUGUCUAUUUGAUUUCAUAACAACAUAAGAUAAUGUUUAUUUUCUCUGGGUGUUUAUGGUACAGUUAAUUUCACCUUGUGUAAAUAUUCACUUGGAGACUAUUUGCCUGGGGCAUUUUCCCCCAUCAUUUCUGAGUCUCUGCAGGUGUACAAAAAAAAUUCCCAAUCUACUGUAAAUGACAGUUUAAUUGUUAGAAAUGACUGUUUUUGCACCUCUUGUAAAAAGGUAUUUAGCGAUUGCAUUGCCGGUUUUUUUUUUUGUUUUGUUUUGCUUUAUAUAUGACUCGCAGAGGAUAACCAUAAAAUGGACAAUUCUCUCUGAAGCUGAAGAGUCACCAUGACUGGAAAUGAGGGGCACAAUUUUGGACUCUGGCUCCAAACUGAGUCACAGGCCAGUAGCAUUACACGUAUCUGGUGCCACCUUGCUGUUUAGAUACAAAUCAUACUGUCUUUCAAAUAUAUUGAAGCCCAUUUCAGUUAAACAAUGACAUGUCAUGGUCCUUUGGAAUCUUCACUUAAAUGUUAAAUCUGGAAUCACGAUGAAGCAAAAAAUAUCUGUCUCCUUUCACUUCCUUCAGUACAUAAAUACAUUAUUUAAUCAAUAAGAAUUAACUGUACUAAAUCACGUAUUAUGCUGUUCUAGUUACAGCGAGCACUCUUUAAGAAAAAUAUCCAAUACACUAAAUAGGUACUAUAGUAAUUUUUAGACAUGGUACCCAUUGAUAUGCAUUUAAACCUUUUACUGCUGUGUUAUGUUGAUAACAUAUAAAUAUUAGAUAAUGCUAAUGCUUCUGCUGCUGUCUUUUCUGUAAUAUUCUCUUUCAUGCUGAAUUUACUAUGACCAUUUAUAAGCAAUGCAGUUAACUACAGAUAGCAUUUCAGGACAAAAUAGAUGACUCGAACCAUUUAUUGCUUAAAAAUUAGCUUACGCCAUGCUAUGCUAUACACAGCUUUUAUGCACAUUGACAAAUGAAGAGUAAGCUUCAGCUUGCUAAGGAAAAAUGUGGAAACUUUUGUAACUUUGGGGGAAAUGGAAAAAUUAUUUACAAACUAGUAAAGAAUAUGUGGAAGUUGCUGUAUGACAUAGUGCUGGCACUGACAUUAUCCAUCAUCUCAUUUUGGAAACUCCUGUAAAUGUGAUUGGGUUGUUUGAAAGAUUUAAAGAUUUAAACUUUCAAAGUAUUUUGUUUUGUCUUUGUUUUGCAUUUGAAGAAAAUAUUGAAAGCAGGAUAUGUUGUUCCAUUCAUCUGGGGGAAAAAAAUGAGUAAAUGGUGUUCUAAUAUCCCAGCUUGCUUAAACACUCAAGCAAAGAACAUGAAUUUUAUUCAGUCUAUCAAUAUCCCUAGAGGAACAAUUUUUUUAAGGUCUUCAGGAAAAUUGUAAAACAAUAAAUUCUAAAUGUAAAACCAAAA
Messenger RNA from Carlito syrichta (Philippine tarsier), 3843 nucleotides. RefSeq names its product ETS variant 1 (gene ETV1). Gene Ontology annotation, biological process: cell differentiation; regulation of transcription by RNA polymerase II. The coding region runs from base 667 to 2100 and encodes 477 amino acids. The transcript has 14 exons. NCBI's taxonomy places the organism in Eukaryota, Metazoa, Chordata, Mammalia, Primates, Tarsiidae. The record is from RefSeq and is a predicted model, not a curated record. Gene Ontology annotation, cellular component: nucleus. Gene Ontology annotation, molecular function: DNA-binding transcription factor activity, RNA polymerase II-specific; sequence-specific DNA binding.